UCAGCAAAACACCGCCACACUCUACUGUCUAUAUCCGGGUCAGAGGUCAGUAAUGGCGGCCACCAUGGAGACAGCAGCCGGCAUGAGCAAUAUGCUGCAAUUCAUGAAAUUUAUCGGACAGCUCAAAAGGGUCCCACGGACGGGAUGGGUGUACAGGAACGUAAAUAAACCAGAGAGUGUAUCGGACCACAUGUACCGCAUGGCCAUGAUGUCUCUGACCAUCACAGACCCCACAGUGGACAAGGACAGAUGCAUAAAGCUGGCCCUGGUUCACGACAUGGCAGAGUGCAUUGUGGGAGACAUCGCUCCAUCGGACAACAUCAGUAAAGCUGAGAAACACAGGCGGGAAGAGGAAGCGAUGAGACAUCUAUCAGCUCUUCUGCCGGUGGGACUGAAAGAGGAGAUUUACGGGCUGUGGGAGGAAUAUGAAAGUCAGAACAGUCCGGAGGCCCGGUUGGUGAAACAGUUCGACCUCCUGGAGAUGAUCCUGCAGGCCCACGAGUACGAGGAGCUGGAGGGAACGCCGGGAAGACUGCAGGAGUUCUUUGACUCCACCAAUGGCCGCUUCCAGCACCCGGACGUGCUCCGGUUCCUGAGCUCUCUGAACGAAGAGCGAGGACGUAGCGUGACUCCAACGGAAGAAACGGAGAAAUCCAGAAGGCCUCAAAUGCCACAAAAUGAAGAGACGUAGAAGGCAGAAGGUGGAUAUUCUCCACGUGCACUUCACUCUUUUGCCCCUUUAGUUCUAUCUGUACAGUCCUGGAGAGGACUGCGUGGUCGACAGGGAAUAAACUGAACUGCAGGAUAAUAAAAUGUAAUGACAUUACUGUAACACUGUAUUAAAACUUGUGAUGUAGACUCAAACUCAAA
Messenger RNA from Gasterosteus aculeatus aculeatus (three-spined stickleback), 870 nucleotides. It is a transcript of the gene hddc2, whose product is annotated as HD domain containing 2. Gene Ontology annotation, molecular function: 5'-deoxynucleotidase activity. Gene Ontology annotation, cellular component: cytoplasm. Lineage: Eukaryota; Metazoa; Chordata; Actinopteri; Perciformes; Gasterosteidae. The record is from RefSeq and is a predicted model, not a curated record.